ACGCCCGCCCCUCCCUCCCCGUCGAGAUCGUUCUCCCGUGCUCCGGCCCCGUCCACACUCGCCAGCUCCAGAUCUCCAAACCCUGACCCCCCCGCAUGCCAUCGCGCUAGCCCCCCAUGGCGCCGCGUCUCCUGCUCCUCGCGCUCGUCGCGGCGGCCGUGGCCGUGCUGCCGGCGAGCGCCGCGGUGGCGAGCAUCGACCUGGGCUCCGAGUGGCUCAAGGUGGCCGCCGUGCACCUCGCGCCGGGCCGCGCGCCGAUCGCCGUCGCCAUCAACGAGAUGUCCAAGCGCAAGUCCCCGGCGCUCGCCGCGCUCGCCGACGGCAACCGCCUCGCCGGCGAGGAGGCGGCCGGCAUCACCGCGCGCCACCCGGCCAAGGUCUUCUCCCGCAUGCGCGACCUCCUCGCCAAGCCCUUCCCCUACGUGCGGGCCCUCGCGGACUCGCUCUUCCUCCCCUACGACCUCGUCCAGGACGCGCGCGGCGCCGCCGCCGUGCGCGCCGACGACGGUCAGGUCUACACCGUCGAGGAGAUCGUCGCCAUGGUGCUCCACUACGCCUCCGGGAUCGCCGACGCCCACGUCGGCCUGCCCGUGCGGGACGCCGUCGUCGCCGUGCCGCCCUACUUCGGCCAGGCCGAGCGCCGGGCCCUCACGCAGGCCGCCCAGCUCGCCGGCUUCAACGUCCUCGCGCUCGUCAACGAGCACGCCGGCGCCGCGCUGCAGUACGGGAUCGACAAGGACUUCUCCAACGAGUCGCGCCAUGUCAUCUUUUACGACAUGGGCUCAGGCAGCACCUACGCCGCGCUCGUCUACUACUCGUCCUACAGCGCCAAGGAGUUCGGGAAGACGGUGUCUGUCAACCAGUUCCAGGUUAAGGAUGUCAGAUGGAACUCCAAACUUGGAGGCCUUGAAAUGGAAAUGCGUCUGGUAAACUAUUUUGCCGAUCAAUUUAACAAGCAGCUUGGCAAUGGGGAUGACAUCCGUCAGUCUCCUAAAGCAAUGGCUAAGUUGAAGAAGCAGGUCAAGCGCACCAAAGAAAUUCUGAGCGCAAAUACUGCUGCUCCGAUCUCAGUUGAAUCUCUAUAUAAUGACAUCGAUUUCAGGAGCACCAUAACACGUGAAAAAUUCGAAGAGCUUUGUGCAGAUUUAUGGGAGCAGGCUCUGACUCCAAUCAAAGAUGUGCUCACGCAUUCAGGCAUGAAAAUUGGUGACAUAUAUGCUGUAGAGCUGAUUGGAGGAGCUACCAGGGUACCAAAACUGCAGGCUAAGCUGCAGGAAUUCCUGGGACGGAGUGAGCUAGAUAAGCACCUUGAUGCUGAUGAAGCAAUUGUUCUUGGUGCCUCACUGCAUGCUGCUAAUCUAAGUGAUGGGAUUAAGUUGAACCGCAAGUUGGGGAUGAUUGACGGUUCUACUUAUGGUUUCGUGUUUGAAAUAGAUGGCCCAGAUUAUGUCAAAGAUGAAAGUACUGAUCAAGUACUGGUUCCAAGGAUGAAAAAGAUGCCAAUAAAGUUGUUCAGGUCCAUUAGACAUACUAAGGACUUUGAUGUCUCUCUCAGCUAUGACAAAGCUUCUGAAUUGCCCCCAGGUGUUUCGUCGCACAAGUUUGCAGAGUAUGCCAUAUCAGGCCUGGCUGAAACCAGUGAAAAGUAUGGAAGCCGCAAUUUAUCUGCACCCAUCAAAGCAAAUCUACACUUUUCUUUGAGUAGAAGUGGAAUUAUUUCUCUUGAUAGGGCAGAAGCAGUGAUUGAGAUAACUGAAUGGGUUGAAGUUCCAAAGAAGAACGUAACACUAGAGACUAAUACCACCGAUGAGACUUUGUCUGCUGAAUCAGGAACAACUGAUAGUACAACAGAUAGUAAGGAGAAUUCUAGUUCAGGAAGUGAUGCUGAUAAUACGAGCACUACCAAUGAUGAGACCAAUGUGCAAGAUACUAUUACAGAGAAGGUGCUGAAGAAAAGAACCUUCAGGGUUCCAUUAAAGGUCACUGAAAAAACAGCUGGUCCUGCAUCAACCCUUUCGAAGGAACUGUAUUCUGAGGCAAAAAGUAGGUUAGAUGUACUUAAUAAGAAGGAUGCUGAGCGGAGGAGAACUGCUGAACUGAAAAAUAACCUUGAGUCUUACAUAUACUCUAUGAAGGAAAAGUUGGAGGAAAGCACAGAUAUGUUGGCCGUCUCAACUGAACAGGAGAGGGAAUCUUUUACAGAGAAACUCAGUGAGGUGCAGGAUUGGCUGUAUAUGGAUGGUGAAGAGGCUCAAGCAAACGAAUUUCAAGAGCGGCUUGAUCAGCUUAAGGCCAUGGGCGACCCAAUUCUUUUCAGAAUGAGUGAGUUAAAAGCCCGACCAGCAGCUUGCGGAAGUGCUCGAUUGUAUCUUACUGAGCUACAAAAGAUUGUGAAGAACUGGGAGACAAGCAAACCAUGGCUUCCAAAAAAGAGAGUAGAUGAGGUCGUAAGUGAAGCAGAUAAGCUGAAAGCUUGGUUGGAGGAGAAGGAAACCCUACAGAAGAGUACCCCUGCCCACAGCUCGCCUGCCUUCACAUCUGAAGAGGUCUAUCAGAAAGUUUUAGCCCUACAAAAUAAGGUCUCUAGCGUCAAUAGGAUCCCAAAGCCAAAACCCAAGGUUGAGAAGAAACCCGCCGUAAAGGAAGAAGCUAACAAGGAGAAGACGGACUCUUCAGAAUCUGCAUCCAGCGAGUCUGAAUCCACGGAGAAGCCGUCAGAAUCGGAUGCCCCUGAGAAGAAUAACGAUUCGGAACCAGAAUCCCAUGACGAGUUGUGAUUAUUAGAAUCGGCUUUUGAACACCCCUGAGAGAUACUACUCAAUAUACUCCGAGAAGACAGUUUGUCACCACCACAGUUUUGUUAUGGCGGCCGAAAAGACAGGUUUGUGUAGGAAUUCACGGCAGGCUAGAUGCUAUAUGGGCGAGAAGAAUUUGAUGUCAAUCGCUGUAUAGCAGUAUUGUGGUCUCUAGGGCAUAUGCUGUCAAGAUAGCGCCUCAGAAAGGCUUAGUUGUCAGGACUGAGAUGACUUUGUAGCUGCAUUGUUGUACUGAAACUCAUUUAUGUUUUGAUAACAGCUACUAUAGAGAUUUUAUGUCUGGUAGGGGUAUCGGUGUAUCUGUUUGCUCUUUCA
Molecule: messenger RNA, 3131 nt
Organism: Triticum urartu
Lineage: Eukaryota; Viridiplantae; Streptophyta; Magnoliopsida; Poales; Poaceae
Product: heat shock protein 70 (Hsp 70) family protein
Biological process (GO): endoplasmic reticulum unfolded protein response
Cellular component (GO): endoplasmic reticulum chaperone complex
Molecular function (GO): ATP binding; ATP-dependent protein folding chaperone
Source: RefSeq, a predicted model, not a curated record